UUUCAAAAUAGACGAGCAAAAUGGAGACGACAAGAAAAAUUGGAAAGUCAAAACGCGUUACGGACAUUGGGUAGUCACGUGACUUCAGAUUAUUCGGGAGCAUCCUCCAAUCUUCCAAGGUCUCAAUCACCGACUCCAGGAAUUUCUCCGUCUCUCGGUACUUGCUCUCCAGCAUCGACCAGUCCAUCUGGUCCAUUGACUCUAGAUCCUUGGAUCACAUCUCCUCUGCUCGGUUCUUCGUUGACAGGAUUGCCAGGAUUCUUAGCUCAUCCUCAUACCGUAUAUCCCAGUUAUCUGACACCCGCCGCUCCCACAUCACUCGCGUUAUCCGGAGGGCUCAAUGGACUUUUGCCCAAUUCUUCGGUUACGACAGCGGCAUUGGAUCCAUCUAGUCCACUAAAUCUUUCGGUAGCCUCCAACGAGAAAUUGGCGGAAGAUCCUCGAAGCUCGAGCAUCGUUGCUUUGAGGAUGAAAGCUAAAGAACAUGUUGAACUGAUUAACAAAGGAUAUGCCCUAGUGUAGAUAUUACCCUAUCCAUUAAAAAAAACAAAAUAGGAAUGUAAAAUUUCUCAUCUCGCGUAUCAUAUGUUUUCGCGGAUCCCCUGGUAGUU
Molecule: messenger RNA, 611 nt
Organism: Centruroides sculpturatus (bark scorpion)
Lineage: Eukaryota; Metazoa; Arthropoda; Arachnida; Scorpiones; Buthidae
Product: retinal homeobox protein Rx2-like
Exons: 1
Biological process (GO): positive regulation of transcription by RNA polymerase II
Molecular function (GO): RNA polymerase II cis-regulatory region sequence-specific DNA binding; DNA-binding transcription factor activity, RNA polymerase II-specific
Source: RefSeq, a predicted model, not a curated record